AUGCAGAAGGUUCAGCACUUAACCCAAACUGUUGUAUUGGAGGACAGAGUCGUUUCAACUGCUACAGAUCAGCUACUGACCUGCACUAUCAGUGGACUAGCACAAAGCACUCCUGUAACCUGGAUAGAUCCUGACAACAACGAAAUAUCUGACUCUGAUACCAACAACUAUGUCAUAGCUCAAGGCAGUUUCAUUUUUGGAAGCAAAGCCCCAACUUUGACCAUCAAGACCGCCAAGUUUGGUUCUCUAUCUUCAGGAGAUGUGUUUAAAUGUAAACUGAAGUCUGCUCUCUAUCCUACUGACUCCCCGGAUGUGGUGAAUGAGAUGACACUGACGUUACUGUCAUUGGGAGUUCAACCUAUUAACAAGGAAGUCCUAACUGCCACUGACGCCACCAUCUCCUGCGUGAUUACCGGCAUCACCCAACAAGUCGAUGCUGUUGUUUGGAGGAAAAGUGGAACCGACGUUACAACUUUGUCUGGAAGCAACUAUGUUGUAUCUGCAGGAACUUACGGUUCCAACUCUCAAACUACAACACUAGCUGUUAAAGCUGCUGCUAAUACAGCCGACUCAACUUACACUUGUGCUAUCACAUCUAAUGAGUGGCUUCAGACUAAUAAGGAAACGAAUGUGAUCCUAAGUGUUUUCGCCGUACAAUUUGUCGACAGAGCUGUCACCUCAAAAAUAGAUCAAGCUCUUACAUGCACUAUCAGUGGACUGUUGCAAACCACUCCUGUUACUUGGAUAGGACCUGACAACAACGAAAUAUCUGUAUCCGACACAAGCAAUUAUGUGAUUAACCAAGGAAUAUUUAUUACUUCUAGCAAGGCCUCUACCUUGACUAUAAAGCCGUCGGUUCUUAAAUCUCUUCCCUCUACCUCUGUCUACAAAUGUAAACUCAAGUCCGCUGCUUAUCCUGACUUUUCACCUGAAGUUGUGAACGAGAUGACCCUUACUAUACUGGAACUCGGUGUUGAAGCAAUCGGCAAAGAGGUCGAAUCAGGAACAGAUGCCACAAUUUCUUGUAUCGUUACUGGAAUCACUCAACAACUUGAUGCUAUUGUCUGGAGAAAGGAUGGCACCGAUGUGACAUCUUUGUCAGGAAGCAACUAUGUUGUAUCUGCAGGAACUUAUGGUUCAAAUUCUCAAACUACAACACUUACUGUAACAGCUGCUGCUAAUACCGUUGACUCAAUAUACACAUGUUUCAUUUCUUCAGAUGAGCAUUUGGAGUCUGACAAGCCUACCCCUGUUACUUUGAAUGUGUUUGAGGUAACUCUUGAGGACCGAACAGUUGUACCUGCCACGGAUCAGACUAUCACAUGUUCGGUGUCUGGGUUAUCACAGAACACACCUGUAACAUGGAUUGGUCCUGAUGAUAACGAGAUAUCAGAGUCUGACACGAACAACUACUUGAUCAGUCAAGGCAACUUUAUUUUCACAAACAAAGCUGCCACUCUCACCAUAACAGCAGCUAAGAUGAGUUCCCUGUCCUCGGGAGCAGUUUUCAAAUGUAAACUGAGGUCGUCUCUUUAUCCAACUCACUCGCCUGAUGUAGUAAAGGAAAUGGAACUUUCUUUCUUCACACUAGAUGUUCAAACGAUUAACAAAGAAGUUGAAUCUGGAACUGAUGCAACCAUCUCUUGUGUCAUCACUGGUAUAACAAAGAAGCUGGACUCGGUCAUCUGGAGGAAAUCUGGUACCGAUGUUACAUCUUUGUCAGGAAGCAACUAUGUUGUAUCUGCAGGAACUUACGGUUCCAACUCUCAAACUACAACACUUAGCGUUAAAGCUGCUGCUAAUUCUGCUGACUCAACAUACACUUGCGUCAUAACAUCAAAUGAGUGGCUGCAAUCUAACAAAGAAAGCACAGUGACACUGAACGUGUUUUCCGUUACCUUUGAAGAUAAGACUGUUACUACUGCAACUGAUCAAGAUCUUAUCUGUACGAUCAGUGGAUUGUCACAGGACACUCCUGUUACUUGGAUAGAUCCUGAUAACAACGAGAUAUCAGACUCUGACACCAACAACUAUGUCAUUGCUCAAGGCAGUUUUAUUUUUGGAAGCAAAGCCUCAACCUUGACCAUCAAGACCGCGAAGUUCCCUUCUCUUUCUUCAGGAGAUGUGUUCAAAUGUAAACUAAAGUCUGCUCUCUAUCCUACUGACUCCCCGGAGGUGGUGACUGAGAUGACUUUGACUUUACUGUCUCUAGAUGUUCAACCAACAAACAAAGAAGUCGAGGAAGAAACUGAUGCAACUAUUUCGUGUGUUAUCACCGGUAUCACUCAACAACUUGAUGCUGUUGUUUGGAGAAAGGAUGGAACCGAUGUAACAUCUUUGUCUGGAAGCAACUAUGUUGUAUCUGCAGGGACUUACGGUUACAACACUCAAACUACAACACUUACUGUAAAAGCUGCUGCUAAUACAGCUGACUCUACCUAUACUUGUUCUAUCACAUCUGAUGAGUGGCUUCAGACCAACAAGCAGACAGAUGUGAUCUUGAACGUCUUCGCCGUACAAUUUAAUGACGAAUAUUUCUCCGCAUCUGUUUUCUCAAAGAGAGACCACAUUCUGACCUGCACCAUCAGUGGACUAUCCCAAGAUAGUCCUGUAACAUGGACUGAUGAUAGUAACAAUGUACUUGGCAAUAGAGAAAAUAUCAUUGAUGACAAUUAUGCGGUAGAUCAAGGAUCAUUCGUGUUUGGAAGCAAAGCCUCCACUUUGACGAUCAGUAAUUCGUUAUUUAAAAUCGAUCCUACAUUCGACCCCACUGUUUUCAAAUGUAAACUCAAGUCCGCUGCUUAUCCUGACUUUUCACCUGAAGUUGUGAACGAGAUGACCCUUACCAUAUUGGAACUCGGUGUUGAAGCAAUCAGUAAGGAAGUAGAGACUGGAAUAGAUGCAACUAUUUCUUGUAUAGUUACUGGAAUCUCCCAACAAUUGGACGCUGUUGUUUGGAGUAAAGACGGCACCGAUGUUACAUCUUUGUCAGGAAGCAACUAUGCUGUAUCUGCAGGGCCUUACGGUUCCAACUCUCAAACUACAACACUCACUGUAAAGGCCGCUGCUAAUACAGUGGAUUCGACAUAUACUUGUGCUAUCACUUCAAAUGAGCAUGAGGAAUCUGACAAACCUACCUCUGUUACUUUGAAUGUGUUUGAGGUGACUCUUGAGGACCGAACAGUUGUUCCUGCCACUGAUCAGGCUAUCACAUGUUCGGUAUCUGGGUUAUCACAGAACACACCCGUAACAUGGAUUGGUCCUGAUGAUAACGAGAUAUCAGAGUCUGACACGAACAACUACUUGAUCAGUCAAGGCAACUUUAUUUUCACAAACAAAGCUGCCACUCUCACCAUAACAGCAGCUAAGAUGAGUUCCCUGACGUCUGGAGCAGUUUUCAAAUGUAAACUGAGGUCGUCGCUUUAUCCAACUCAUUCACCUGAUGUAGUAAAGGAAAUGGAACUUUCUUUCUUCACACUAGGUGUUCAAGCGAUUAACAAAGAAGUUGAAUCUGGAACUGAUGCAACCAUCUCUUGUGUCAUCACUGGUAUAACCAACGACCUGGACUCAGUCAUCUGGAGGAAAUCUGGUACCGAUGUAACAACUUUGUCAGGAAGCAACUACGUUGUAUCAGCAGGAACUUACGGUUCCAACUCUCAAACUACAACACUCACUGUAAAAGCUGCUGUUAAUACAGCUGACUCUACCUACACUUGUGCUAUCACAUCUAAUGAGUGGCUGGAAACAAAUAAAGAAACCUCUGUGGCACUUAAUGUCUUAUCCGUUGGUUUGGAAGACAAGACUGUUACUACUGCAACUGAUCAAGAUAUUAUCUGCACGAUCAGUGGAUUGUCACAGGACACGCCUGUUACUUGGAUAGAUCCUGAUAACAACGAAAUAUCAGACUCUGACACCAACAGCUAUGUCAUUGCUCAAGGCAGUUUUAUCUUUGGAAGGAAAGCAUCAACCCUGACCAUCAAGACCGCAAAGUUUGCUUCUCUAUCUUCAGGAGAUGUGUUCAAAUGUAAACUGAAGUCUGCUCUCUAUCCUACUGACUCCCCGGAGGUGGUCAAUGAGAUGAGUCUGACUUUACUGUCUCUAGAGGUUCAACCAAAAAACAAAGAAGUCGAGGAAGAAACCGAUGCAACUAUUUCGUGUGUUAUCACCGGUAUCACUCGACAACUUGAUGCUGUUGUUUGGAGAAAGGAUGGCACCGAUGUAACAUCUUUGUCAGGAAGCAACUAUGUUGUAUCUGCAGGAACUUACGGUUCCAACUCUCAAACUACUACACUUAGUGUAAAAGCUGCUGCUAAUACAGUAGAUUCAACCUACACUUGUGCUAUCACAUCAAAUGAAUGGCUUCAGACUAAUAAAGAGACAAAUGUCAUCCUAAACGUUUUCGCCGUACAAUUCAUCGAUAGAUCUGUCACACCAAAAAUAGACCAAACUCUUACUUGCACUAUCAGUGGACUGUCCCAAAAUACUCCGAUUACAUGGAUAGGACCUGACAACAACGAAAUUUCUGAAUCCGACACCAGCGACUAUGUGAUUAAUCAAGAAACAUUUGUGUUUUCUAGCAAGGCCUCCACCUUGACUAUAACGCCAUCGGUUCUUGAAUCUCUUCCCUCUACCUCUGUCUACAAAUGUAAACUCAAGUCCGCUGCUUAUCCUGACUUUUCACCUGAAGUUGUGAACGAGAUGACCCUUACUAUAUUGGAACUCGGUGUUGAGCCUACCAACAAAGAGGUGGAAAGUGGAACAGAUACUACAGUUUCAUGUUUCAUUUCGGGUAUCACCCGACAACUUGACGCUGUUGUUUGGAGAAAGGACGGCACCGAUGUAACGACUUUGUCAGGAAGCAACUAUGUUGUAUCUGCAGGGCCUUAUGGUUCCAACUCUCAAACUACAACACUUACUGUAAAAGCUGCUGCUAAUACAGCUGAUUCCACUUUUACGUGUGCCAUCACUUCUAACGAACACCUAGAGACCAAUAAAGAAACCUUUGUUACUUUGAACGUGUUUGAUGCGUCGUUGGAUGACCGAACAGUUGUGCCUGCCACGGAUCAGACUAUCAUAUGUUCGGUGUCUGGGUUAUCACAGAACACACCUGUAACAUGGAUUGGUCCUGAUGAUAACGAGAUAUCAGAGUCUGACUCAAACAACUACUUGAUCAGUCAAGGCAGUUUUAUUUUCGGAAGCAAAGCUGCCACUCUGACCAUAAAAGCAGCUAAGAUGAGUUCCCUGACGUCUGGAGCAGUUUUCAAAUGUAAACUGAGGUCGUCUCUUUAUCCAACUCAUUCGCCUGAUGUAGUAAAAGAAAUGGAACUUUCUUUUUAUACCCUAGCGGUUCAAACUGUAAACAAGGAAGUACAAUCUGGAGCUGAUGCAACCAUAUCUUGUGUCAUCACUGGUAUUACCAAAAACCUGGACUCGGUCAUCUGGAGGAAAUCUGGUACCGAUGUAACAACUUUGUCAGGAAGCAACUACGUUGUAUCUGCAGGGACUUACGGUUCCAACUCUCAAACUACAACACUUACAGUAAAGGCUGCUGCUAAUACUGCUGACUCUACCUACACUUGUGCUAUCACAUCUGAUGAGUGGCUGGAAACAAAUAAAGAAACCACCUGUGAUAUUAAACGUGUUUUCCGUUACUUUUGAAGAUAAGGUUGUCACCACUACGUCCGAUCAAAAUCUUAUCUGCACGAUCAGUGGGUUAGCACAGAACACCCCUGUAACUGGAUUGGACCUGACAACAACGAGAUAUCUGACUCUGACACCAACAACUAUGUUGUUGAUCAAGGCACAUAUAUUUUCGGAAGCAAGACAUCAACACUCACCAUCAAAACAGCCAAGUUUGCCUCUCUAUCUUCAGGAGAUGUGUUCAAAUGUAAACUGAAGUCUGCUCUCUAUCCUACUGACUCCCCGGAGGUGGUGAAUGAAAUGACUCUGACUCUCCUUGAGCUAGUUGUUCAACCAAUCAACAAAGAAAUCGAAUCUGCGACUGAAUCUACCAUUUCUUGUGUAAUAUCUGGUAUCACCCGACAAUUGGACGCUGUUGUUUGGAGAAAGGAUGGCACAGAUGUAACAACUUUGUCAGGAAGCAACUAUGUCGUAUCAGCAGGAACUUACGGUUCCAACUCUCAAACUACAACACUUACCGUAAAGCUGCUGCUAAUACAGCUGACUCUACCUACACUUGUGCUAUCACAUCUGAUGAGUGGCUUGUCACUGAUAGGCAGACUGGUGUUUUCCUGAAUGUGUUUGUUGUUUCAUUUGAUGACAGAUCCGUCUCUACUGGGGUUGAUCAAACAAUAUCUUGUGUAAUUUCGGGGUUAUCACAAAACACUCCCGUAACUUGGAUAGAUCCUGAUGGCAAUGACAUAUCCAACACCGACACCGACAAUUAUGUCAUCAACCAAGGCAACUUCUUCGCCGGCACAAAGACCGCUUCUCUAACUAUCAAGCCAACUGUGUUGCAGACUCUUGAAACAACCUCAGUUUAUUUGUGUAAAGUAAAGUCCGGAUUUUAUCCCGACUUUUCUCCCGAUGUUGUAAACGAAAUGACUCUUACUCUGCUGGAACUAGCUGUUUCACCCAUCAACAAAGAAGUGGAGAAAGGAACUGAUGUAACAAUAUCAUGCGUCAUCACUGGUAUCACUCAACAAUUGGAUGCUGUUGUUUGGAGAAAAGAUGGAACCGAUGUUACAUCUUUGCCAGGAAGCAACUACGUUGUAUCUGCAGGAACUUACGGUUCCAACUCUCAAACUACAACACUUACUGUAAAAGCUGCUGCUAAUACAGCUGAUUCAGCAUACACUUGUGCUAUCACAUCUAAUGAAUAUC
This is a messenger RNA of Bolinopsis microptera, 6843 nucleotides long. RefSeq names its product mucin-3A-like. The transcript has 23 exons. Gene Ontology annotation, molecular function: antigen binding; immunoglobulin receptor binding. Gene Ontology annotation, cellular component: blood microparticle; immunoglobulin complex, circulating; extracellular exosome. Gene Ontology annotation, biological process: complement activation, classical pathway; antibacterial humoral response. The record is from RefSeq and is a predicted model, not a curated record. Bases 1 to 5658 code for a protein of 1885 amino acids. Lineage: Eukaryota; Metazoa; Ctenophora; Tentaculata; Lobata; Bolinopsidae.